UUGACAGGUCGUUAGCCGCGCAAUGGCGGAUCGUGAGGAGCGUGUGUCCCGAGCGGUGCUGGAGGAAGCGGUGCAGGCUUUCCGCCGCCGUUAUCCCGGGUGCGAGCCCAGCAUCGCCGUGGCAGCUCCGGGAAGAGUAAAUCUAAUUGGAGAGCACACCGAUUACAACCAGGGGUUCGUGUUACCCAUGGCUCUCCCAAUGGUCACUGUGGUGGUUGGGUGCCAAAGCACAGAUGGAAUAAUUUCGCUAUGUACUUUGGCAAAGGAAGCAGAUGACCCAAAGCAACUGGAAUUCCCCGUGCCCUCGGAGGGAAACCCUUUGGUCCCAGGGUUACCUAAGUGGGCCAAUUAUGUGAAGGGAGUUAUUCAACAUUACAGGGCGGGCUCACUCACUGGCUUCAAAGCAGUAGCAGCAAGUAAUGUCCCAUUCGGUGGAGGGCUUUCCAGUUCAGCAGCCUUGGAAGUGGCCUUCUACACCUUCCUACAACAGAUUUGUCCAGAUGAUGGGGAUUUGGUGCAGAAGGCACUGACUUGCCAGAAAGCAGAGCAUACUUUUGCUUCCAUGCCCUGUGGAAUCAUGGACCAAUUCAUUUCAGUGAUGGGGGAAGCUGGUCACGCCUUGCUGAUCGACUGCAGGUCUUUGCAGGUGACCCCUGUGCCGAUCAGUGACCCCAAUCUGGUGAUCCUCAUCACAAACUCGAAUGUCCGACACAGCCUGACCGGCAGUGAGUACCCAACCAGACGCAAACAAUGUUUAGAGGCUGCAGAGGUGCUUGGGAAAGAUAGUCUACGAGAUGCUUCUAUGGCUGAAUUGGAAGCUGCAAAGGCGCGUCUGGACACUGAGGUGUAUCGCAGAGCCCGUCACGUGAUCAGUGAAAUCAAACGGACAGCUGAGGCGGCUGAUGCUCUAAAAUCCAGGAAUUACCGGGAGUUCGGGAAUCUGAUGGUGCAGAGUCACAAUUCACUGAGGGAUGAUUACGACGUCAGUUGCCGGGAGCUGGAUGAGCUGGUUUCUGCAGCAGUUAAUGGUGAAGGUGUCUACGGCAGUCGAAUGACUGGAGGAGGCUUUGGGGGUUGUACAGUUACCUUACUGGAAGCUGCAGCUGUGGAGAAAACUAUCCAGCGAAUUAAGGACACCUAUAGUGGAACACCAACAUUUUACAUCACCAAACCUUCCAGAGGCGCUCAUCUACUGCAACUGUGAGGAAUGAUCCGAGGGCUCAACCCAAUACAGAUAUCUACUUACUAACCAGCAGAGAGAGCAGCUUCAUCUGAUCCCGUGCAACAGAGAGAGAGAACAGCCAGCCUCUCAAUAGCUGAUGAACAAUUGGUGGACCACCCUAGACAUGGUAGUCCAGUCAGUCUCAAGUCAUGAGGUCUGCCUCAUAAUGGAGUGAUCUACCAUAACUUUUGGUUACAUGGAACACAUACAAAAUGCUUGACGAACUCAGCAGGACAGGCAGCAUCUAUACAAAAGAGUACAAUCAACGUUUCAGGCUGAGACCCUGUUGAGUUCCUCCAGCAUUUUGUGUGUUACUUGGAUUU
This is a messenger RNA of Hypanus sabinus (Atlantic stingray), 1545 nucleotides long. RefSeq names its product galactokinase 1 (gene galk1). Gene Ontology annotation, molecular function: galactokinase activity; ATP binding. The transcript is spliced from 8 exons. NCBI's taxonomy places the organism in Eukaryota, Metazoa, Chordata, Chondrichthyes, Myliobatiformes, Dasyatidae. The coding region runs from base 23 to 1204 and encodes 393 amino acids. Gene Ontology annotation, cellular component: cytoplasm; cytosol. The record is from RefSeq and is a predicted model, not a curated record. Gene Ontology annotation, biological process: galactose metabolic process; carbohydrate phosphorylation.